Molecule: messenger RNA, 3842 nt
Organism: Aedes albopictus (Asian tiger mosquito)
Lineage: Eukaryota; Metazoa; Arthropoda; Insecta; Diptera; Culicidae
Product: cytokine receptor
Exons: 10
Coding region: 349-3783 (1144 amino acids)
Biological process (GO): cytokine-mediated signaling pathway
Cellular component (GO): membrane; signaling receptor complex; external side of plasma membrane
Molecular function (GO): cytokine receptor activity; cytokine binding
Source: RefSeq, a predicted model, not a curated record
GUUCUGGCAGCACUGAUGAUCUGGGCAGAGAAAAUAAAGCAGAGCGUCGACAGUCUUUAGAUUUUACGUAGGAAAUUUUAAGUUUUAUUUUGAAAAUGUUUCAUGAAUAUUAUUACGCGGAUAGUGCCUAAAUUCUGUGGAAUACAGUGAACAAUCCGGGAAUAUACGGAUUGUGUGUUAUUAGUGCUUAUAUUCUAGAUUGAAAUUUUGCUCAUUUCGAACGGCGAGGGUCCGCCUUCUGCUGGAAACAUCGCUUCUGAGGAAUCUGAAAACACGGCUAAUUGCUUAAAUUUGCCAAAAUGAUCUCAACAAUUAUUUUCUAAUUCCUGGAAUUUCACACGAGUAACUAUGACACGGAGACAAGUAUUAUUCUAUCUAACGUUGCAGUGCUGUGUCUGUUCGAUACUAGGAUUGGGAUGGGUUCUGCCAGAGAAACCCAUCGUUCGAUUGGUGAACCAGUCGUACGACAUUAGCUGCACAUUGAAUCGUUCGGAUCCAGAUACCGAAAAAUUCAACAGCCAUGAUCUAAUGUUCUAUAUUAUGAACGACACAACAACACAACACAAACCGGUGCAACAUGAACACAUGCAACGGGAACAUGUGAAGAUUGUAAAUGAUACUACAAUUCAACUAAGUGUCCAUAAUGCAUCGGCAGGAAAAUUCCAAUGCAUUUGUAAGCUCAAUCACACCAAGGGUGUAGGUAUGCGAAGUGUCUACGUUGGAUAUAAACCAUAUAAUGUGACUAACUUCAAAUGUCGGUCGGAGAACUGGCAGAAUAUGAACUGCACGUUUAUGCAAAAACAAAAUCCAAUACCCACUGAUUACAAGCUCAACUUCAAAUUCGAUAAGGAAACAUCAUUCGUGGACUACAAUUGCCCUCUGGAGGGCAAAUCGGACACGUGGUCGUGCUUGAUCGAUUUAGAUUCGUCAUAUCGGCAGUCCCACGAGUUUUACUACUUCGUACUGGUAUCGAACAACUCAUUAGGACGUAACGUGGAGUAUUUCACCAUCAACAAUUACGAUAACGUCAUACCGGAAGCGCCCACGGUAUGCCAAGCCACUAAUAUCACAUCCAGGAGCGCGACCCUGCAUUGGGCCAUUUCGUACAAGCUGCAAACCUUCAAACGUGACUUCAUUUUCCAAAUCAAAAUCCUGUCCAGCUUCGAUAAUUCCAUUUGGAAACCGAUCAGCAUCGUCAACCUUGCCAAAUCUUUAACCAACUACACGCUCCCCAUUGAGAAUCUGGAAUUCGCCGACACAACGUACGAUGUCCGGAUCAGGAUGAAAACGGCGACGGCGGAAAACAACGAGGAAAUGUGGUCAAACUAUUCGAGCUGUUUGUUCAAAACGUUACCUCGCCGGCCGGAUAAUCCGCCGGAGGUGGUCAUCGGAGGGUUCGAAAUCAACGCGUACAAUGACAUUUUCGUGUACUGGAGGGAAAUUCCCAGAAGCAAACACAACUCGGCUACGGGCUUCCGAUAUAAAAUAUCGGAGAUUACCAGAAAUGGAAUCCCAAUCAGUAACAUAACCGAAGGUCGCAAUGGAAGCUCUAUGAUUCAAUUCAGGAAUAUGACUGAUGGUAAUUACACAUUUGUCAUUCGAAGUUCAAACAGCGAGGGAGAUUCGUUUGGGGCGAGUCAUCUCUUCAUACCAGCUAGGCGAUACCGAGCUCCCAAACCGGAAAUAACCAAACUGUUGUCGGAUUCCGGCAAAUAUCUUCUCUCAUGGAAACUGGUUCCGGAAUACGCAACUAAAAUCACAUCGUACACAGUAUUUUGGUGUAAUUCUAGUAGUAAUUCACCGAACGAUUGCAAUGGUUCCAUAAACUUCGAUCAGAUCGACGGUACAAGAGACAGUUAUGAACUGAACAACGUCAGCUCGACGUUAAAUUUUGCUGUCGCUGCCAAUUCCGGUAACUUCUCGUCUGGCAUGGUGUGGGCGUCUUGUACGGCCACCCAGAAGAACGACAUCGGCAAACUGAAAACCAUUUGGAUCCCAGCUAUGCAGUCCACCUAUAUCGAUCUGGAGUGGAAGCUGGAAUGUGGGGAUAGUGCAAUAGUCGAAGGGUACAGUAUCAUCUACUGUCCCAUCAGUUCACCGCGGGAUCAAAGCUGCAAAGUUCCGGAAGAAUCUCUCAACAUUACGGGAACCACCUCGCAUCGCAUAACUGGACUGAAGCCGUACGUCACGUACAAAAUUCAGAUAGCGAUGUAUUCGAAGACUCGAAUAGGCCCCCGAAGCGAUCCACUGUUCAAUACGACGCUGGAAGAUGCUCCAUCUCCACCUCGAAACCUUAUGUUGAAAGACGUACGCAACGACUCAGUCAUAUUACACUGGGAUCCCCCGCUGCAAAUAAACGGUGGCAAAAUGAACUACGAGGUUUGGUACAAUCAUCAGCACAAGAAAAUUGAUCCAGAGAACUAUACCGACCAUGUCACGUAUAACCUGACCGGUCUGGAGCCGUUCACCAACUACAAGAUCAUCGUUCGAGCCUACACCAUAGCUUAUUCGAACAACUCCAACUCGGUGGACGUUACAACGGAGAUUGGAACUCCGGGAAUCAUGACACAACCCGGAUCAGUGGGCUCGAACAGCACCAGGCUGUCGAUAAUAUGGCAACCACCGGAGAAGAAAGCCGGAUGUAUGGAGUACUAUGAACUCAAGAUUAAAACAAAUACCCAAACGGAAGAAUCGGCCAUAAUCAUGCGUGUGUCCGGCACACGUUGCACCUUGAAGCGAUCCAUCUGCUUGGGGUCCGCUGACUCCAAUCGCACCGAUAAGUACGAAUUCUCCGUUCGUGCCGUGAACGUUAUCUUGAGCCCCCAUGCCCCAAACUACACCGAAUGGAACAAGCUGGCUUGUGAUCAGAAGUAUUCUUAUUACCUAAAUCAUGGAGUGCCUAACCCGUAUAACUAUCACUCACACCCCAGUGGGUUGGAAUGUGAGCUUAACGGCCACAGCGUACCUUUUAUUGACUGGAUGAAAAUAGAUCAGUAUGCCACUAUUCUGCACGGCGAGUGGUCCUGGCCACUGACGCAUUGGUGCAACUAUGGCCCGAGCAACACCGCAGCAAUCAUCUUUCUAUCAAUUGUCACGUGUUUGGGAAUCAUCAGUUUGCUUAUCUGCACUUACAUGAGCUUGAAAAAAAUGAAGCAAAUCAAAAACAUUAAGGUUGUGCUUCCGGAUGCUCUGAACGAUAUCGUUACGUCCGAUAAGCCGGAUUUGUUUAAAGAAAGCCACGACGGCUACGUCAACGGGUACUCGGAAAAGAACGCCGGCGAUACGUUGCUCUCCUACUCGCCCAGCCAUCGGUAUAUAAAGAACAAUUUGGACGAUUCUACUAGUAUUGGUUCAAAUGACGAAAACAUCGACAACGAUGACGGUGUGGUGGAUGGCGAAGUGGAUUUGCUGUCACUAUCCGAUGACGGGAAAUCGGAGCAACAAUACUUACCUAUGGAACAGGAUUUGUGUCAACCGACUGAACAAAUGAACACUGACAUAUUGAAUAUUAAGACUAAUGUAAAUAAGGAUAAUGUUUUAAGUUUGCCAUCAACAGGAUACGUUUUAGCCCCUGUAGCAAAACCGAGCACAAACGGAUAUGUCCAAGCACCUUUAGCUAAGCCUACUGUCACGUCCAACUACAUUCAGCCAAGUGCAUUCUCUGGAAUCAACAAUCCGAGCCUCUCGAAAACAUCGAUUAUUGUGUCUACUACGGAUGCUGAUGGAAUCUCUGGAUACGUUACACAUAAGCAGCUAUCUGAUUAUGGUCUAAAAAUGCAGUAAUGAUUAUCAAUGUUUGGUAAAAUUGUAUUAAACAAUAUAUAUUGUUGUACUGUACACUA